Molecule: messenger RNA, 3094 nt
Organism: Tribolium castaneum (red flour beetle)
Lineage: Eukaryota; Metazoa; Arthropoda; Insecta; Coleoptera; Tenebrionidae
Product: alpha-protein kinase 1
Exons: 5
Coding region: 140-2773 (877 amino acids)
Source: RefSeq, a predicted model, not a curated record
AUGAAAUUCUGAUACAUUUCUAAAAGAGAUCAGUCGUGAAGAGCAUACUACACAUCUCUCUCCAGCUGCUAAAGUCUUGGUUUCCAACAGUAUCAUAGUUAGUGAUAGUUCUUUAUUGGGUGAGGUGAACUUUCAAGAAAUGCUGCUGCCGGCACAGAUUUCUUCUACAAUUUUGAUAUUAAUGUUACUGCAUGUCAAUGCUGAGGCACCUCCUGGCUAUAUAAAGAAUGAAGAUUCAGCAGCAAAAAAUCCUCCAAAAUACGAAUAUGGAUACAACAUUCAAGAUGAGAAAGGCUCAUCUCAUGGUAAACUAGAAACUAGAGAUGGAAUUUAUGCACUUGGAAGAUACUAUGUACAAAACAGUGAUUCUUCUCAAAACGUUCAGUACUAUGCUGAUGAUUGGGGUUAUCAUCCCUUUAUUGAAUAUAGUAAUGUGGGACCACACAGUCGUACAAAAACACAGUUAUUGCUAGGUGUCGAAGCUGUUAAAGCUUUAGCGUCAAAUAAAUUUACUCCAAACUCUCUACCUGCUAAACAACACGUAACAGAUAUUAUCAACAGCAAAAUUAACAACAGAGAUGGAAAACAAGCAGGACAGCCUCAAUUAGUUGUUGCACAACAAAACCAUCAGACAUUAGUUGAAGUACAACAGCCCCAAGAAGUUGUGAACGAGCAACCCCAACAAAUUGUCGUAGAACAUCAACCUCAAAAUCAGCAAAUUAUAGUCGAACGCCCACAACACAUUUUACUAGAUGAGCAACAACAACAACAACAACAGAUAUCAGAACAACAACAACAACAACAGAUAUCAGAACAACAACAACAACAACAGAUAUCAGAACAACCGCAACAAACACCUGUAGACGACUCGAUUACAGUUGAAGCAAUAAGUAAUCGGCAAGCACAACUUCAAGAACAACCUCAGUUGAAUCACGUACUAACACAACAAGAAAUUUCCUUUCAACAGUCCAAUUUUAAUCAACCGAAAUCUGAGCCCCAAAUUGAAGAAAUACAAAUUCGAGAAGGUAUUUCACAUCAGCAAAUACCCGUACCUCAAGCACAAAGUCUUCCAAAAGAAAAUGAUAAACAAAUUCAAGAUAAUUUAGUAUUUGGUGGAAAUUAUCAGCAGUCUCAUUCAAACUUGGGUGGUUUUGGUUCUCAGCAUAAUCUUUUAGGCCGAAGACCACCAAAUAACAUUAACAGACAGUUGCAGCAAACUUCAGGCAGACUUAUUGAAACUACAAAAAAUCUCGUGUCGGGACAAGAUGUUUUAAAUAUUAACAGUGCAAUCGAUCAAAGCGUGGAAACAAGUGUUGAAAGUAGUACUGUUAAUUCACCUUUCGAGAGUGCAAGUUUACUGCAAGAACCGAUUGUAGUUGCAGAUGAUUUAGAACAAGUCAAAGAAAAUGUAUUUUCAACAACAUCCAGUACUAUUGAAACAAUAUCGACAAAAUCUUUUGGUGUAACAGAACCGUCAACACUUUUGGUCACUCCUCGACCAGUUAGUACCAAUUUUUUGGCGCCCAUCACAGCAGGAAUUCAACUUACAAACAUUAAAAACACGGAUUGUAACCAAGAUUCCGAAAGCAGCCAGAAAAUUGAAUCCACUGCUCGAAAAGAAAAUUAUGUUGUUGAAAUUCAAAAAAGCCUUCCAUAUUAUUUAGGUAAAUACGAAUAUGGAUCAAGUGCUGUUGAAGGAGACACACAAAGUCAGUCUGGAAAUUUAGAAGGGAUAGCAGUUGAAAACAUCGAAUUGGGUAAAACGCUUCUAGCAUUGCCUGGACAGCCAACUUUAAAUCAGAAUAAUUUGCAACAACAACAACAACUUCCGCAAGUGUCGAUAAAAGAAAACUUUGUCGAUCAGCAACAAGCGCAAGGCAAUCAUCAGGUGAAAGUUGUAACGGUACCAGUUAUUCAAACGAAAAUUGUCGAGAAACCCGUUCAAGUUACAAAGUACAUUCAAACACCAUAUCCGGUUCCUGUGGAAAUAAGAGUACCAAUCGAAAAGCAUAUUCCUGUGACCGUUGAAAAAAUUGUCGAAAAAAAAGUUCACGUGCCUCAACCGUAUCCAGUUGAAAAAAUUGUGGAAAAACAUGUACCUGUUGAAGUAACAAGAUUUAUUGACAGACCAUAUCCUGUACAAGUUCCAGUAGCAACACCUGUACCAUAUCCAGUUGAUCGGGUCGUUGAAAAAAUUGUAAAACAACCAUAUCCAGUGGAAGUGCGUGUUCCAGUUCCCGUAGAAAAAAUUGUCGAAAAAAAAGUUUCAGUUCCAGUUGAUCGUAUAGUUGAGAAACCUGUACCACAAUUUAUAGACAGACCCGUGCAAGUGCAAGUUCCAGUACCCGUUGCCCAAAUUUACACUUUACAACUAUCAAAAGCUUUGCCCCCAAUUUUAAAACCACCACAACAGACACAAUCGUCUCAGAAAAUUUCAGUGACUCUUAGAAAUCUGAACAAUUAUCGACAACAAAAUCAGCCUUUAUUCGUGCAAGUACCAAACAACAAUAAUAACGGUUAUUUGCCACCACACAACUGCGAUCAACACAGCAGUUACAGCAGCAAUACAAAUUCGUAUUACACCAUACAAGCAGAUGACUAUAUUGGUCUUUUGCCACCAAGAUUACAAGACGAUGAGGGUCCCACAAAAUUUAGAAAUCCACGCUCGAAUUUUAACUCAAAUCUAAGAUUGGAAUACGGUUUCAUGCCACCUCUAAGGCCUUCGCAAGAAAUCGACGAACACGGAAACCCGAUUACCAGGGAGAAACCAUAAUGAUGAGAAAAUAUUUUCAUUAGUGAUAUUUUCAAAUGCCAGACAUAAAGGCAUUUUAAAACUAAUAAGUCACUUCAUUUUAGGGAAGGUUUUAUUGCUUUUGGUUACCUACCGUAUUUAGGAUGUUCCUCAGGGUUCUCCAUAAGCGCUACAUUUUGUUUAACUAUAAUUCAAGUGUCAUGUCAUCUGCCAUUUUUACUGUUAAGUUUCAUUAUUAUCUAUUAUAUUUAUUUAUAUCAAAUAUUUAAUUUUAAUUCAACUCAUGAAUAAUCUUGUGAAUACUUAGGUUGUGUAUGUAAAUAAAUAAACAAAAAUAAGAAA